Messenger RNA from Echinops telfairi (small Madagascar hedgehog), 2921 nucleotides. It is a transcript of the gene CUNH1orf115, whose product is annotated as chromosome unknown C1orf115 homolog. The record is from RefSeq and is a predicted model, not a curated record. The coding region runs from base 1 to 408 and encodes 135 amino acids. The transcript is spliced from 2 exons. NCBI's taxonomy places the organism in Eukaryota, Metazoa, Chordata, Mammalia, Afrosoricida, Tenrecidae.
AUGGCCGUGGGAGCCCGGCUGCGAAGGAAGGCGGCGAGCAGCUUCCCGCGCCGCAAGCCUCGAAGGCGAGGGCGGCGGGAGGGCGACGAGGAGGAGGCCGCCAUCCUGGAGCACCUGGAGUGCGGGGACGAGGACGCGGCGGCGAGCGGGGCGAGCGCCCCCGGGGCGCAGAGCUCGCGGAGGGUGCACCUCGCCGUCCUCCCCGAGCGCUACGAGCCGCUGGAGGAGCCGGCGCCCCGGGAGAAGCCCCCGAAAAAGUUCCGGCAGAAGCUGAAGAAGUAUGGCAAGAACGUCGGAAAGGUCGUCACCAAAGGAUGCCACUUUAUGUUCCUUGGCCUGCAGGGAUUCGCUGCAGCUUACUCCGCUCCCUUUGGAGUAGCCACCAGCAUGGCGUCCUCUGUCCACUAGUGGAAGCUACUGGGCAGGAGCCACAAGAAUGAAUGGAAUCACUUGCUCUGGAAACCCAGCAAAGCCAAGAAUAUUGGAGACUUAAGCAAAAAAAUACUUAGAAGUAAAAAGAACUCUUUCUUAGUAGAACUGUAUAAGUGUGAGAAUUAAGUCAUCCCUGCCCUUACUACUGAGUCAGCUUUUCACGUCUCUUUAUGCAGGUGGACCAGAAGGCCAGUGCCCAGAGGAUUAGGUCGUGGGCAGAGAGGGGUGAGAUGGAAGUUUGUUCGCUAAAGCCCAACCCUUCCCAUGAAGAAGGUGAGGGGGAGGAAAAUGACCAAUGAGAGCACAUGGGUGUGCAGCCUGUUGGUUCCAAAGGGGGAAAGGAGGAGGACUUUGAGCUGGACCUGGAAAAUUUGUCUAUUUUCAAUAAGUGGCAAGUCAGCCUGUGACUGCAUCAUCUGAGGGCAGCAGUGGAGCUGCUUGUUUCUGAAGUCGUCCUCCAUCUGCUCCUCCUCACUCCACUCCUUUGCUGCCGGGAGUUUGGUGACAGGCACGGAAAGAAGAAAAAGAAUUCUACUGAAGGCGAUGAUGCUUUGAAGAUCUUUGACGGGCCUGUCAUGACUGCUAAAGGGGAUAAAAUCUCAUCAUUCUCGCCCAUCCUGGACCUGAGGGGCUGCCAACAAGAGCAGGAGUUACAGCAUAGUCAGAUGCUCUUGGGUGGCUGGUCUUGGUUCUUUGAGGGCCUGCUCUCGAGGGCUCUUAUGCCCAGUGCACAUGAACCAGCACCAGUGCCUCCUCUGGUACCAGCCGAGGCCUUGACUUUUGAUUCUGCCCAUGUAGCCAUGUUAGCCCACUCUGGAUGGAUGCUAGGUGCUUCCCACAGGCCAACCCGAUUUGAUGUGGUUUGGCUUGGAAUGGAGGGGACAAGACAGAGCAAGACCUAAUGCCUGCAGAUGCAAGUGCGUGAUUCAGAGAAGGAAGCCGGAAGUAGAAGACAGGUAAUAAGGAAGUAGACAGAAGUUGAGAAGGGUGUUGCAAAGAGAAGUGGAAGUACAGCAACUGGAUCUUGAUUAGCAGCCUUAGAAAAUAUUAGGUGGGCCCGGCCUUUAACUCCCAAGGAUGGCCAGAGAGAAGUGCUGACUGGGGCUCGGGACCAUUCUUUGGCCCAUGGGAUCCCAUUGGUUGCCGUUGUAGCUGUCUUUCCUCCCUCCUCUGCCCAGGUUGAGCUGCUCUCGCUGGCCUGGAAGAUAGGAUGGGGACCCAGUAUCCAUGGAGGAUGGCCAGUGGACUAUCAGACAGGGAGGAGGAGGAGAGAAGAGGUCUUUCCAUGACCCACUGCAAAUUCCUGGUGGAAGGCCACCUAUUGUGAAUUUGUUCCCACCAUAUGCAAAUUCCAAAGUGGUGGUUGUUGAUCUCCCUGCAGGCUAGGCGGCAACAUUUACCUGGUGCCUCGCGAGGUUUCCCAGAACAUGCAGGGAAGCCUCGAGGCUCAUGCGUUACAGAUCAGAUGUCCUGGGAAGCCAAGAAGGUGAGAUGACAGGCAGACAAAGGGAAAGGACUCAGUGUGUGCGGGAGCGCUUGGUUGCCAUGCAGCAAGACUCAUCUGGACUUUCUGGAGGCUGGACAUCUGGACCCAAUGCCUACAGAGUCCAUAUUCGUGAGGGGAAGAGGGUACAAAGAAUCUUGUUUUUGCCCAACGAUGAAAUCUGAUAGCGGCACAUGUCCACACUUGUAAGCCAAUUGUAGCUUGCCUCACAGCAGUAGGGGUUGGGGAGAAGAAGAGAUGUAAGUGGGAGAAAAAGCUAAGCAUAAUGAAUGAGAGUCAGGGCUGGAUGCCCACUGGUCACAGGAAACGAACCAGCUAAGCCAGUUGGCAGAGAGUUGGCUCCAGGUCAUCGCCACCCCAGGUAACAGAUAGCACUGUGUUCCACAGGCUUUUCAGUGGCUGCCGUUUCAGAAGCUGAUGCCAGGCCUUUCGUCCAAGAGACCCCUGAAUGGACUCAAACCUCCAAUCUUUUACUUGGCGUCUGCACCACCCACAGACUCAUUUGUACAGUAUUUGGAAGAUGCCUUUCCACUCAGUGCUGCUGUUGGGCACUAGAGAAUCCUGUUAGAAGCCUGGCUCAUGGACCAAGAACGUUUUCCUUGCCUGGGAGUCCAUUCAACAGAGUCCACCCCCACCCCUGAGUCCCGCGAAACUAUAAAGCCAAGCACAUUUGACCCUGAAAUACUUGACGUCUCGUUCAAAGUAUCCCAGAACUUUCAAAAAUCAAAUUCACUCCAGGAUGUCGGGUUCAUGUGCACAGUUAGCCUUUCCAGACUGUCUGCUCAGUUGUGGGGCUGGGUGGGGCUUCCAACAGCUGGGCAUCAAUGCUUUCCUCUCCAGACAUCGUGUUCUGUAAUUUCCCCCCUUCCCCCAACAUUCGACCUAUACCUUACUGGUAAUUGAGUUUGAGCGCUUUCCCUUGACAUGUUUGGGCUUUUGUGUUUCUUUUCUGAGUAAAUAAAAAAUAAAAAUGUGUUUUCUGACA